Marmota monax (woodchuck) is the source of this 1590-nucleotide messenger RNA. RefSeq names its product claudin 5 (gene Cldn5). Bases 282 to 938 code for a protein of 218 amino acids. Gene Ontology annotation, molecular function: structural molecule activity. The record is from RefSeq and is a predicted model, not a curated record. The transcript has a single exon. Lineage: Eukaryota; Metazoa; Chordata; Mammalia; Rodentia; Sciuridae. Gene Ontology annotation, cellular component: plasma membrane; bicellular tight junction. Gene Ontology annotation, biological process: cell adhesion; bicellular tight junction assembly.
GGCCAGCGAAUGGAUUGGCUGCAGUGGUCUGUGAGUUUGGGUCCCGGAAGCAGAGUCCGCCCCCCGAGACUUCAAAAGGUGGGCCCCCAAGAGGCUCCUGCAGAGUUGAGGCAGUGCCGCAGGCCCGCAGGGUAAGCAGACUGCUAGUGGUGAGGUGGCUGAGUGGGCGCAAACGAACCAGGGUACUAGGGUGGGCGCAGGGCGCCGAGUCGCAUCGCCAAAGCAGUGAGGCUCGCUCCGGGAGGCCCAGGGGCCAGAGCGCGCGCACCUCGCCUCCAGACAUGGGGUCGGCAGCGUUAGAAAUUUUGGGUCUGGUGCUGUGCCUAGUGGGCUGGGUAGGCCUGAUACUGGCAUGCGGACUGCCCAUGUGGCAGGUGACCGCCUUCCUGGACCACAACAUCGUGACAGCGCAGACCACAUGGAAGGGGCUGUGGAUGUCAUGUGUGGUGCAGAGCACAGGGCACAUGCAGUGCAAGGUGUAUGAGUCUGUGCUGGCACUGAGCACCGAGGUGCAGGCGGCGAGGGCGCUCACCGUCGGCGCGGUGCUACUGGCGCUGGUUGCGCUCUUCGUAAGCCUGGCGGGCGCACAGUGCACUACCUGUGUGGCCCCAGGCCCAGCUAAAGCCCGCGUGGCUCUCACAGGCGGGGUGCUUUAUGCGCUGUGCGGGCUGCUGGCACUCGUGCCACUCUGCUGGUUCGCCAACAUCGUAGUCCGUGAGUUCUACGACCCGGCGGUGCCAGUGUCACAGAAGUAUGAGCUGGGUGCUGCCUUGUACAUCGGGUGGGCGGCCUCUGCUUUGCUCAUGUGCGGUGGCGGCCUCGUGUGCUGCGGAGCCUGGGUCUGCGCUGGCCGCCCGGACCUCAGCUUUCCAGUCAAGUAUUCUGCGCCACGGCGGCCGACGGCCAGCGGUGACUACGACAAGAAGAACUACGUCUGAAGGCGCAGGGUACAGCGGUGUCCCUCCCGGCAGCCAAGCGAGCGAACGGAAGAACCAGACCGAAGCGCAGCGCACGGACGGCAGCCGCGGUAGGGUUGAGCCGCGCACAGAUCGUGGAACAUCUGGCUCUGCGUACUGACAGGACCUGCCAGGGUCCGAACCCCGUUCUCUGUGACCUCCACCAACCAAGCUCUGGCCCUCGCCCUGUACUAAACAGACGACGCGUACUUGUGAGGACUUUAUAGUUUUCUUUUCCACGCGCUGAGGUGACUAUGACGUGGGUAGGACUCUUGGCUUCCUUCGGCCGAGUGGGCACUGCAGAUGCCAAUUCCUUCCCGACCCUGGGUGGGUGGGUGGGGUCUUGCAUGCUGCCUUAGUUCCCUGCAGCUUUGCCUGAAUUCGUUAGAGCAGAGCCCACAGUCCCAAAUCUGGGCUGCUGAAGGGACGUGUAAAAAACAGCCUUUUUUCUCGGCGCUUGGGCUCAAGGGACCGAGGGACUUGGCUUGGACCUCCCUGUCUCACACCCAUCAUUCUCCCCACCACAGGCGAGGCUUGCAGGCACCAGAACAUGAGCUGGGGCACUGCCCUCUUUGCAGCUGGGGUGGGGGUCGGGAGGUUAAGAAUUUGCUUAGUAAAUGGUUUUAACACUCUG